AUGACUGAUGAACAAGUCCAGGGUUCCCAAAAGGACACAACCAUUGAGGAAUUGAAACAACAACGUGGCUCGUCAAAGGGGAAACUUGAGUGUCGGUUGGGAAUUGUAGAAUCCCACUACAAGCAAGCUUCUUACUACCAAAGUCAGAUAGAAAGAUUGUCCCCCAGAGAUAAUGGAAGAGCCGAAAUUGAGGAACUAUUACCCAGCUUAAAAUUACCCAAGUUUGAUGGGAAAUAUCUGGAAUACAAGAACUUUAUAAAUACGUUUAACAAUUUGGUCCACAAUGACCCAAAUAUUUCUACUUCGGAAAAAUUCAACCACUUACUCUCGUGUCUUAGUGGGGAAGCGCUUGCAACCAUAAAGGCAUUCCAAGUCACUGAUGAAAAUUAUUCUAGUGCCCGUAAAAGAUUGAAGGAGCGGUACGAUAAUGACACACUAAUCUUCCUUGAAAAUGUGACAUCAAUGUUUGAACUUCCGAAGUCCAAUAAACCUGUUCCAAAGCAAUUGAGAAAUAUUGUGGAUACAAUUUCUGCUCUCUAUAGCUCUUUGAAAUCCCUUGGCUCCUUUGAACAAAUUUGUGAUGCCUUCAUAAUUCAUCUCGCAAUGAGCAAGGUUGAUUCUGAAACCAAACAACGAUGGGAUGAAUACGUCGAUUACUCUAAAUUACCCUCUUGGUCUGAAUGUUGCUCCAUGUUGGACAAGCGUUGUCAGCAAUUGGACGCACAGUGCCGACGGUCUUCAAAACAGCAUAACCCUUCCAUAACAACAAAUUACUCACAUAGUAAUAAUCAAAAACCACAUUCAUUCGUAACAAAAAAUGUGGCUCAAGAUUUUGUGUGCAGUCAUUGCUCCAAAUCGGGUCAUAUGAUAUCAACUUGUCAGCGGUUCAUCGUUCUUACUCCUAAUCAACGAAUUGAACAAGCUAAGCAACAAAAACUUUGCCUCAACUGUUUAUCAAAAGGGCAUGGUUACAUACAAUGCCCCUCAAAAUAUUCAUGUAGAUUUUGUAAACAACGUCAUCACUCGCUUCUUCAUAAGCAAUUAGAACCAACCUGUCCCCAGAAAGAAGAAGAACCGUCAUCAUCAUCUGCUGCUACACAUAGCACCUUUCAAAACAAACCCAGUCCCCAAGUGAGUGCUGUUAUUCUUGCUACUGCAUUAGUAUUGGUUCGUGACUCAGAGGGAAAAUAUCAAUUGGGCCGUGCUCUGCUUGACUCUUGCUCUCAAGUUAACUUCAUAAGUGAGACAUUAUGCAAAUCUCUUAAUCUCAAGAAAUGCACAAAUUCAACAGAUGUCUCUGGAGUUGGCUCUUCGAAGUUGAGAGUCACUCAUAAAACACAAACGACAAUAAGAUCUCGUCUUAAUAACUUCAAUAUGUCAUUAGAGUUCCUGGUUUCUCGCAAUAUAACUGGUUAUCAUCCUGAUGAGAAUCUUUCCGUUAAUGAUUUCAAUUUGCCCUCCAACAUAGAGCUAGCUGAUCCAGAAUUUCAUCGUCGACGAGGAAUCGAUAUUUUACUCGGAGCAGAAUCAUUCUUUUCGCUCUUAUCCGUUGGUCAAAUUAAACUUGGAGAAAAUUUGCCCACUUUACAAAAAACUCUCUUGGGAUGGAUUGUCUCUGGAAAGUAUACAAGUCAAACGGCAAUAUCAUCACAAAGGUCUACUUACUCCAUUGUACAACACAAAGAUAUUUUCCAAGAGAUAAAUAAAAAUAUUGAAAUGCUAUGGAAAAUUGACGUCGUUGAAAGCAAAUGCCAAAAUAUGUCCCGAGAACAAAAAGUAUGUGAAGACCAUUUUGUGAAAAAUGUAUCAGUUCAAUCGGAUGGACGCUUAAUGGUGAGAUUACCCUUUAAAGGUGACCCAAAUGUGCUUGGCGAUUCACGAGACAUUGCCUUGCGUCGUUUCUUUUCCAUAGAGAGAAAAUUGAACAAAAACCCUGAAUUAAAAGAGGAUUACUCACAAUUUCUUAAAGAAUAUGAGGAAUUGGGCCAUAUGUCUCAGGUGGACGACACUAAUAUUUCAGUUCCCAACUAUUACAUACCACAUCACUGUGUUCUUCGCCCCAGCAGUGUGUCGACCAAGUUGCGUGUUGUUUUCGACGCAUCAUGUCGAACCUCUUCACAAACAUCCCUGAAUGAAAUUAUGAUGGUGGGUCCAACAAUCCAGAACAAUUUAUUAAUUACUCUGCUUCGUUUCAGGUGUCAUCGUUACGGAAUGACAGCUGAUAUCGUCAAAAUGUAUCGUCAGGUUUUGGUUCACCCUGAGGAUAGACAACUUCAGCUUAUACUGUGGAGAGAUGACUCCACCAAACCGAUAAAAACAUUUGCCCUCAACACCGUUACAUACGGGACAGCUUCGGCACCAUAUCUCGCAAUUCGAAGCCUACAUUAUGCCGCAGAACGUUUUCCCAACCCAUACGAAGUAGGAAAAGGCAUAAUCAUGAAUGAUUUUUAUGUCGACGAUAUGGUUACUGGAGCGGAUGACCUUGUAUCUUUAAAACGCAUUAAGAACGAAGUCACCGAAAUUUUAUCUUACUCGAAAUUUUCACUCUCGAAAUGGCAUAGCAAUUACCCAGGUUAUGUCUCAAGUGAAGAUGAAGUAAAAGAAAUGAAGCUAAAUGAUGACGUCACAAGUACUUUGGGUAUGACAUGGCACUCAGAUAAUGACACAUUCCAUUUUGAGUUUCGCCCAUCCAAAACGUGGCACACAGAAUACUUGGCUCAGUUACAAAAUCGUUAUCGCUGGAAAAACCCACAACAAAAUCUUCAAGUCAACGAUAUGGUGCUCAUACACGAAGACAAUGUUCCCCCCAUGAAAUGGGCCAUCGGUCGUGUUACCAAACUUAUUCCAGGAGCAGACGGUUUUGUUCGAGAGGCAGAAGUCAAGACAUCACAAACUACAUUAAAGCGUCCCGUGGCAAAGUUAGCCGUACUUCCUAAAGAAUAA
This is a messenger RNA of Musca domestica (house fly), 2943 nucleotides long. RefSeq lists its product as uncharacterized. The record is from RefSeq and is a predicted model, not a curated record. NCBI's taxonomy places the organism in Eukaryota, Metazoa, Arthropoda, Insecta, Diptera, Muscidae. The transcript is spliced from 4 exons. Bases 1 to 2943 code for a protein of 980 amino acids. Gene Ontology annotation, molecular function: nucleic acid binding; zinc ion binding.